Molecule: messenger RNA, 2804 nt
Organism: Somion occarium
Lineage: Eukaryota; Fungi; Basidiomycota; Agaricomycetes; Polyporales; Cerrenaceae
Source: the annotation of a GenBank genome assembly
ACUCUGUCUAUGAAACUAUUUCUGCCACCGCUCUUCACCAACCCUUCAAUAUACCGCUCGCUGCCUAUAGAAGUCGCGUCCAUAUCUCGCAUUAUCCAAGAGCAAUUGCUGGUUCAGCACAGAAUGCCUUUCUCUCGUUAUACCCCUAUCCGUAUUGUGACACCCAAUUGCGAGGUUAUAGAAGAUUCCGAACCCGAAAGAGAAGAGCGAAGGAGCAAAAAAUCCCGGGUGAAAACACCACGUACAAAAUCGAGAAAGGCACAGCACAAACUUAGGGACACAAGUAUCAUCGAACUGUCAAGUGACAGUAGUCCCGAACCGUUCAAGUCCACCCGACCAAAUAAUGCAGCAGCUCGUGCUCCAAGUAUACUAUACAUAUCAGACGAUUCCGAUGCCAAGGAACCCGAAGUGAUUCCUUCCAGGAGCCAGCCAACCACGGGAUCUAAUAUACCACUCUAUCAAGCUGAAAAUAAUGAAACACACGUCGAACAAGUGGGAACCAGCCAGGCAACAACGCCGUCCGUGCGUCCGUUACGAGGUGAAAAGUUAGUAGCAGAACAGCCUACUAAUGACAAUUCCGGAGAGGACUCUCCGAUUCGCCCUACAUUGAACCUGGCGCGUUUUGCAUAUUCCAGUUCUUCACGAGCUUCUCCUGUCCCAAGGAACCUCCCUAUCACUGCAAGUUCUUGGCGGUCAUCUUUUUCUAGCAUUGGGGAUUCUCAUCUACCAACGAUGAAAAAGAACAAGGCUCUCCCUUCUCCCCAUCCAUUUCCUGAUUUUUUAGACACCGAACUUGUGAAACUCCGAAAAUGCGUUUGCUGUGAUUUAGCAUGGACAGCUAGAAAGUCCACGGCGCAGAAAGUCAAACACAUACAAGCUUGUGGCAAGAAGAACAAAUUCUCCGACGAGACGAUUCGCAAUCUCAUAGCCAAAGAGAUAGAUACCAUUUCCGAGAAGGACGAGAACAAGAAGGUGCAACGCCCGAAGACACUCCUUACGGAGGCAGUAGAUGGUGCGGCUCCCAAAAAGAUGGGACGAAAGAAUCAGGCCGAUAAAGAAGUGAAGACCAUUCGAAGCUUGGCCGACACCCGCAAUGACAUUCUAGCUAGAGCAAGACUCCUUUUGGAUAGUGAAAUCCCUGCAGAUGUCCCAACCACUAGCAACGCACAACCCACGUCCAGUGAAGGCCCUUUAGACACCGAACCAUUUGGUCGUAGCGACCUAGCGACCAAGUUUGGUGGCAUCCCAUUGCACGUUCAACAAGCCGAAGUCUCCCACGCAUAUGACCCAACGCCUUCAUUUCCCGUUUUCCUCGAGCAUGAUGAUUCUGAGGACGAAGGCGUAUCCCAAGUGCAGCCGUUUACCGAAAGUGCCCUUGCAGGGCGAUUCCAGGCGACGAGAAGGAUCCUCGAGUUGGAUGAUAUGAUGCCGUCCCAAGCGUAUGCACCGCCAUCAACGUUCCCUACCAGCGUCCCUCUGAGUGACGACGGCUCGGAUUUGGAAGAUGUGCACGGCUCUCCAAGUGUUACACCGGUGUCUCCUCAUGCCGACAUUUCUUUUCGUAACGCAACGAAGGACGAUCCGGCGUCGACCUCUAAGUCGAACGCAAAUCCCACGUCUCUUUCUUCUCUCAGUCGCAACUUAAACGAUCAUCCUCAGCGGCCUCUCUCCACGACCGCCGACCUAGGAAGCGCGCUACUAUGCAAGGAGAAACUCCAUCCAUCACCAACACAACUCGACAUAACGACACGCCGUCACGACCCGUCAUGUGUUGCUGAGCCAAGUCCUACUGAAGAGUACCAGGACGCUUGCCAGGACUAUAACUGGAAUUAUACCCCCUAUGACGAAGAUCCCUACCUACAUUAUAUCUCGGAUGAAGACGUCCGAGCUGAGCCAUCGGCAUACAUGCCUGAUUUUCCACCGUCAGGACGGACAAAGGACAAAGGCAAGAGACCUCAGCGCGAAAAAAUUGGUAACAUCCCUGACGGACUAGACUUAUCAUACAAUAUCCCACCCAAUGACAACGCCAACUCUCAUCAUCCCUUGCAAUCUCACUCUCCACUGCCCGAUAAAACUAUGACUGAACCUAGGAUCAAAAAAGCACGAAAGAAGAAAAACACCGAGGAUCCUGAGAUUCCAGCAAGCAAGGCAAGGGACAUGCCUGACGAAGAACUUUUUUCCAAACUUAGGGAGUGCAUCUUGAGCGACGUGACCUUGCAUCAUCGUGUCUUACGUUACGAACCUGUGCAUUUCGACGUCUUUCUUCAACUUGCUGUGGGCCUUGGUGUGCCUGCUCGGGGUCUCAAACUCCGAGUCCGAGCAUUUCUAGACAGGCAGGCAAUUCAUUUCUAUGGUCUCGACCCAAGUGGAAGACGCACGAAGACGAGGCAUCCAUAAGGAUCUUCCAUUAGUAGUGGUUCUCUCUAUAUCUAUUCUUCCCUAUUGGAUAAAAUACCUGUUGAAGGUGGUUAAUAUGUAUAACAUUAUUAUAGUCUAAGGGUAACCAGAAGAAGGUAAGAGAUGAAUCUUCCAAUCAGACGAAUCGUGUCACAAUGCCACGUCGGCCAAUUGCGCGACCUCAAUGGUACCACCCACAAGAUGCAAACUUCCUGUCACCAGUAAAACAUGGACGUGUCCUUCGGGGAAAGAUGGCACCAGAGACUUCCAAGCUGAGGCCAGCUCAUUUUGAGUUUUGAGCUGCGCCAGGUCCGACUCGGCGAUGGCACGCGUAGUUAAGUCUGUAAGCGGAAUGAGAAUACUCGUUGGUGCCACGAAUACCGAUUCACGUACCACCCUUGAACCCG